AUGAUGGCGUGUCAUUUGGGUAGCAGCCGAAUUUUUGUUGUGGUGUUUGUCUGCUUAUUUAUCUGUGUUGUCGUCGCUGAAGCGAAAGGGAAGGAUGCUGAGAAGAAAGAUGACGAUCAUAAAAAUAGCUGGAAGAAGAAAGACAUCCGUGAUUAUUCAGAAGCUGACCUAGAACGUCUGUACCAGCAGUGGGAGGAGGAAGAUGAGCCAUUGGAGGAGGAUGAAAAGCCUGAAUGGGAGCGAGAGCCGCCGCCGAUUGACAUGUCACAGCUUGACCCAAACAACCCAGAGGCUAUGCUGCAGAUGAGCAAGAAAGGGAGAACACUCAUGAUGUUUGCCUCAGUCUCAGGUAACCCAACAGAGAAAGAGACGGAGACUAUAACUGGCCUCUGGCAGACAAGCCUUCAUAAUGCUAACAUAGAAACUCAAAGAUACGUUGUCGGGACAGGCCGUGUUAUUUUCAUGCUGAAAGAUGGCUCCAAAGCUUGGUUUGUAAAAGACUUCCUUGUAACGCAGGAGAGGUGUUCGGAAGUGACGAUAGAGGGCAAAAAUUAUCCUGGCAAGGGAGCAGAGGGCGCACAGGAAUCCUCAGAUGACAAUCGUCCAAGUAAGAAGUCCAAAAAAGAUGAUGAGAAGAAGAAGAAACAGAAGAAAUCUGAAAAUGAGACUGUGAAGGAGAAAAAGAAUAAAAAAGACAAAGAUAACAAGAAAGAUAAGACAAAAACCGAAUUGUGAUGAAAUUUUGUUUUAAUUUUUGUAUUCCCUAUGAUUUGUCAUGCUGUUAUGUUUUUUUUUUUUUGUGAAAUUUCUUUUAAAGGUUAUCCCCAUUAACAUUAGCUGGGCUCAUUUAGAUUGAAAACAGUCUUGAAACGCAAAACUAACUUACCCAUGGAAAAACCUGUAUAUUUGCUGGAUAAGUAUGUAUGUUGUUGUUUUGAGGUUUUGUUUAACAUCUAUUGUAAAAGUAGCAGCAAUCAUAUGGGACAUUGGUUUACAUAUGGGACAUUUGUACUUAAAAUUUCUGAAAUUUGAAGUCCUGAAAAUUUGGAAAAAAUAAUUUGAAGUCCUGGAAAACCCUUGAAAAAUCAGUUUUUUUUUUUUCAUGGGUGGAAAGCUGUAACCAGGGUAACUAGGUAACCCAUUCAAAGCUAAGUUAUGAAAUGAUGAAACCAACAGUAUUGAUGUAUUGUGUAUUUGUUCUUUAGAGUAUCAAUCAAAGUGUAAAAUGGGAUGAACCAGGAACUGUUUGGGUAAUGCAAUAUUCAGCCACAGCUAGCCAGACAGCGGCUAAAGAACUGAUUAACACACCCUAAUUAUUCAAGCUUUUCAACCACCUUUGAGACUAAUAUUUUGAAACAUUCCGAUGGAACUAUGGGGUGUAAUAGAAGUAAUUUGAACAGUUUGAUGAAGAUUGCAUCAUUUGUGACACAAACAAAUCAUUGUAGCAUCAUGUUCUUAAAAGUAUGUAUUAUAUUUUAUAUGCAUAAAUUCCACUGGAAAAAGGGCUUUAGAGGUCGAAAAGGUUGAAAAUUUUACAGUAGGUCUGCCAAUUGUGUCUGUGACAUGAGUCACAUUUCUCAAGUCUCUUUCUCUCUUUUUGUCUUAAGGGCACAAUUCACAACAGUUUUCAUAUAACUCAAGUCAACAAAGCAUAGCUCCAGUAUGUAGCAAGGGAGAAGUGCCCUUAAAGCCAUUGAAUUUCACAGGCUUCAUGAUAAA
Molecule: messenger RNA, 1719 nt
Organism: Liolophura sinensis
Lineage: Eukaryota; Metazoa; Mollusca; Polyplacophora; Chitonida; Chitonidae
Product: LDLR chaperone boca-like
Exons: 5
Coding region: 1-735 (244 amino acids)
Biological process (GO): protein folding
Source: RefSeq, a predicted model, not a curated record